AUGGAGUUUAAGGGUAAGAUGAAGACGGCUAAUGAGAUCUUCAAUCUCAGCAUCUCUAGAAAUGCAAAGCCUGUGGAGAAGUUGAAUGAUGCUUACAAGAAGUUCAUGGUUAGAACAAUGAGAAGGUCCAAAACAGUUGAUGAUGUAAGAAGUUUCUUCUAUACAGGAAGGCAUGCUUUAGGACCACAAGCCAAGAGAACAAAGCCGAAUCACUCAUCCAACGCACCGUUGGCUAUCUACAAGGACACUACAUCGGGGGAUCAAAUAGAGUCGAACAAGUCAAAACCAGAGUUUGGUUCCUGGCUUAUGCUUGGAGGUAGAGCGGAGAGAAACAAAGAGAACAAUGCCUUACCUGGAAAAUGGACAGCAUUCAAGAUUUUGCUUCUAUUUUAA
This is a messenger RNA of Eruca vesicaria subsp. sativa (arugula), 393 nucleotides long. The record is from the annotation of a GenBank genome assembly. NCBI's taxonomy places the organism in Eukaryota, Viridiplantae, Streptophyta, Magnoliopsida, Brassicales, Brassicaceae.